GAACAGUGCCAUCCCUUUAACAACAACUGGGACAUAGCGGAGAGAGGAAAAAAAGGAGAGGAGGGGGUAGAAGAAAGAGGAAUUAAAAAAGAAAAGGAAGAAAGAGACAGGAGGGAGGGAGGGAGAGAGAGAGAGUGCGCGAUAAAAAAAGAAAGAUGACAUCGUGUGAAUUGAAGCGCCGUGGUGGAGCGGCGGGCUGCGGCCGGGCUCAAGUGUUAUUCGCCGGGGUCAGAGCUUGAAUCCAACUGCGAGGCUUCGACAAAUACCCGAUUGGCCUAUCGGGGGGAACCGAGGGGGAAAAAAACACUGAUUUAUGCAUAGCAGCCUUUAAGUUUUACUAUUUCAAAUGCGUCAAUCGCAUUACGUGUAACCGUUUUUUAACGUCUAAAUGCAUCAACUCCUGUUUUGUAAUGCAUGAUGUAAGAGUGUAGAAAUAGAAAUAACAUUAUUGAUUUCGUGUGCAAAUAUAGAUUUUUUUAAGUCAUGCAAAAUAAUAAAUACUAGUUUUUUGUUGUUGUUGUUGUUGUGAUGUCUCGGUGAUAAGGGUUAAAGUUAGAUUAAAGUGAAUACCGAAUUGUGUGCAUUAUUGCCUGGUAAUCUGGACCGGUAAUUAAAUAAGCGGAAAGAGAUUUUAAGCAUGUUUUAAAGGGGGACAGUUUGAAAACACCUCCAAACGUGCAAUAUUUGCAAACUAUAGACGAUUUAAAGGUGCCAAUGGUGCGCUAUUAUUCUUGAUUGUGUGGUUAUUAUAGUAUUAUAAUAUUCAUCGCUUUGGAACAAAAUGGAUGCCGCGUGGAGCAAUUUUCUUUUUCAGACCACACCUUCUCAGGCCCAAGUGGAGGGUUCCCUCCAAUCAGAACUUCUGGCUGUCCACACGACCUCUCCUCAAACCCCACCCACCGAGCACAUAACUCCGCCCCCAUCGACAGUGGACACUGCUGCUCUCAAUGAGGACCCUGUACCUGUGAAGCCUGUGUCCAGACCGGCCCGUGCGGCUCAUAUCUGCUCUAUAUGCAGCAAACAGUUUAAGAACAGCUACAACCUGCGGCGUCACCAAUCCGUCCACACCGGUAUCCGCAUGAAGGGUGGCUCCCAAAGCCGAGAGGCUAUGGCCAAAGAGAGUACAGAAAGACACACUGUCCCCCUUUCUCUCCUCCACCUGCCCAUACCCCAGCAGCAACCCCAAAUGCUGCCUCCUGCUGCCAUGCUGCCCCCUCACCACACACAAGUCCUGGCCACUCAAGAUGGAAAUGAAGUUGCUAUGGAGAGCAUGGCUUCCACUGUGACCGCCCUCCCUCCUCCUGCUGCUGUUGUCAUGGCAACAGGGGAGCCUGUACAGAGGCCAGUGAACCAGAAUCCCAAUCCUGUGCGUAAAAACCACGCAUGUGAGACCUGUGGCAAAGCCUUCAGGGAUGUGUACCACCUGAACAGACACAGGCUCUCCCAUUCGGAUGAGAAGCCAUUCUCUUGCCCGAUCUGCCAGCAGCGCUUCAAGAGGAAGGACCGCAUGAGCCAUCACGUCAGAUCCCAUCAGGGAGGAGUGGAGAAACCCUACGUGUGCCCGCACUGUGCUAAAGCUUUCUCACGGCCUGACCAUCUCAACAGUCAUGUCAGACAGGUCCAUUCUUCAGAAAGACCCUUCAAAUGUCCUACGUGUGAAUCGAGCUUUGCCACACGGGACAGACUGCGCGCUCACAUGAUCAGACAUGAAGAGAAGGUUCCGUGUCACAUUUGUGGCAAACUGCUGUCUGCUGCUUACAUCACGGAUCACAUGAGGGUGCACAACCAAUCACAGCAUCACUCCUGCCACCUCUGCAACCGCAGUUUCACCACACUGACGUACCUGCGCGUUCACGCUCAAAAGCACCACGGUCAGGAGUGGAAGGAGAGCGCAGGAGGGUUUGGCACCACCGGUUCUGGAGGUGUCCUGGUUUGUCAGCUCUGUGGUGUGCACUGCAAGACCCCCACCCAGCUGCAAGGUCACAUGGGUACCCACAAUCCCCCUGUGAGUGACCCCAACCCCGUCACCACCACCAGCGAAGCGGUCCCAGGAAGCACGAUCACCCUGUGCAACAUGGUUUCGGCACCGACCAUGUUCUUGAGUGGAAACACAGUGGUGGAUCUGCUAGUCACCGACUGCUCCAGCAUCAUCCCGCAACCUCAGAGCUAGCAGAGCAGACCUGUAGUGCACACAUGCUAGUAACUACAUUCACUAUUACAACACACAGUUUUAAAAGUAGCUGUUACCCAUACACCUGUAUGACUCAAAACAGCCAUUCAUGUUCAUAAACACUAAAGAACCACAAGAAGCCAAGGAGAAACUGUGAAAAAAGGCAUUCUGAGUGGACAUUGCUCAAAUGUUGUAUGACAUGCACACGCAGAACCACACAUAUAAAAACUAAUGUAGCAUGAUAUAUUUUGAUAAAACACCUCUCAAUGAUGCACAUAAUAGGACAGGCAGGGGAAAAUUCACUUAACAGUUGUGCCACAUUUGUGCGUGGUAUUUCACCGUGAAUUCCUGCGUUUUAUUUACAAACACUCACAAUGCAGUUUAAUUGCCGCUGCGCUGUAUUCAAAUUAGUACUUUUCAAUCUUUUUAGCGCAAACAUGGCUGCUUUCUAUGUAAAUUAGGUUUAUUGUAGAUUGGGUCUUGUUUACAAAAUUCAGCACUAUUUGCUUGCCGCAAUUAACAUUUACGUUUUUACCAGCCACUGGAAAGCAGGUGGUAAACUGAAUUUUAUUAAAAAGAGAUGUUUGUGUACAUUUUUCAGAUCAUGUCAGCAGUAUUUCAUCAAAUGAUGGAGAAGAGCAUUUUAACCGUGCAUAUAUACAGGCACGAGUAGUGAAGUGCACUUUUGUCAUUUUAAAGAGCCAAUUAAUGUGUCUGGAUCGCAGCGGUGGAGCGAUGCAGUAUAGUCCCAGCAAAAUAUGCCAGAUCACGGUAGUCUACUGUAUCUUCCACAACUUAUCGCUCCAAACCGGCCCACAAAAUCGGGAAUUUUGUCUUGCAAAUUGCAUUCAACACAAAAGGUUUAGGUGUGUUUGUGCCAUUACCUGAUUUGCAUAAUUCUUUCAGUGAAUCAGGUGCUUAACGCGGACAGCGCACGCAAAUAAACCGCACUAUCAACAAGCGCAAUUUAUUCUUUGUGAAUUCCCCCAUAGUCACUUUACACUUAGCCCUCCCAAAACCAGAUAGUUAUCUAAGUAAUAUGUAUGUUUUCUUGUUUAGCUGAGGGGGCAGGAGGACAGUAUUUUGUCUUCCUAAGUUAUCUUGGCUUGACAAGAAGGAUCAGGGUAUGAAGGUGGAAAAGGAGACAAGCAGAGACAUUGAGGGCGGUGUUUUUUUUUAAUAUUGCCACAUUGCUCUGUUGCACUGGCUCGAUCCACUCUUUUGCUUUCUCCUUUUCUCCCUUUUACCUUUUUUUUUCAUGGCUGCAGGACUCUUUGAUGAUACUGUGAUUGUGUAUUUCUACUGUAUUUCCUCUGCCUGUAAUAUGAUUUCCUGUUUGUUUGCCAGACCUUUCUCUUCCACCGCCAUAACCUGGCAUCAAGUCGUGUUCAUAUGUCAUAAUAUCCAACUCUGGUCAAAAAUAAAAAGCAGAAAAUGAGAGGUUGGACGAGAGGAAAGUUGCAGAGAAAAGAUUUCACUUAAAGUUGUUUUGUUAUAACCAGAAACACACAGGCAUAGUUUCUGUUUGUGUGUGCCUAGUAGCGUCAGUUCAGUACUGAUAAUUAAUUAAACUCAUGUGUCUGUUUAUUUAAUUGUGACUCUGAAUUUGUCAGUAAUUAUCAAGACAACCAUUAUUCUAAAGGCGUUCAAACUGCUGGAGAUCAUUAAUUUUCAAUAAGAGAUGGCAAUUUCUGCAGACAUAAGUGUUAGCGCCAGCCGGUGACGCGAUUUUUGUCCAGCCAAACUGAUCGCACUGUGAAUUCGGUGACAGCAGGUUGAAAGUUUUGCUUUUGCGAACUUGUUUUUUGCUUACAGAUAUUUGAAUCACUGCCCCCCAUUGGCCGAAGCUGGAAGUGUUGUUGAACGUAUGGAUACGUUUGAGCUCCAGUUCCCGGGUGAAAUGUCCAUCGAGUGGCGGUAAAAGCGAGUUUUUUUUUGUUUUUGUAAUUGAUGUAAUACAGUCAACAAGAAUGCAUAUUUUAUUUACCAUACACCGUAACCCAAACGCCAACCCUUAAACCUAACCGUCAAUGGAGUACAAAUACAAUUUUUGAGCAAAAAUGCAACCUCCGAAUCGAUGACUUUCUGGUUUCCAUGGGAUUGAUCGGGGUUAAUUUCAGGGUACAUGAACAUUCAGAAGCAUUAUGUCGAUUUACCGUGUGAUUAUGUUGGUCAGGCGACUUGGAAAAAGUUGAGAAAAGUUUACAUUUAUGCAAAUGAGCAGCCAAGUGAAAAGGCAACUACCAGUAGUAGUCAAGACACUGGAGCUCAUGUGAUCUGUGGGUGGGUUUGAUUCCUGCAUUCAAAAUCGUUCAUUUUGCUCAUGAUAUGAUGCAUUAUGCACAGCUGUGCAUUAUGUACAAAUGCUUUUCCCUGCAGAGUAUACAUUUUUAUCUGCUGAAAAAUGUAUGUAUGAUUUCUGAAUAGUAUUAUGAUUUUUAAAAGCUAUGGCCAGUUACGCAGCCAACAAAUAAUCUUAAAGCAACCAGGGGCCGGUUGCAUAAACAUAGCCAUUAACUUAAGACUGCAUAUAACAAUUAGUCUAACUAAAGAUGCCAGAGAAACCUGUUGCAUAAAAUAAGUUACAGCUGUAUUUAGUAAGACAAUAAUUUCUAAUUUGCAUUGCAUUGUGGUAAAAGUAAGACACUGAAUGACUUGUCCGACAGUGAGCACUCAACACAGUUUUCCUUCGCUGAAAAUAUUUUCUUAAUAGAAGAAUAGCAUACUUCAAAAUGGACUCUAAUGAGUCAAAAUCUUCUACAAAGUCUCAACUCAAGCCCCUCUCAGCCCUCAACUGAAGCCCCCACUAACUCAGCUGACAAUUAUUUUCCAUGGCAACAUAGAAUGUCAAUGAAAGUUAGCGUAAGGGUAUGCAGACUUACAUUUUCAUCUUAAAUUAGAGCGGUCUAAUUUUUAAUGCAACUGACUGAAAAAAUGAAGACCAAAGUUUUAGACAACUAACUUGUAAGACUAGUCUAAAACAGUUUUCUGCUACUGCCCCCAGCAGUAGGAUCGGUAAUAGCGUCCAACCGUAAAUUCGAUUUCAAUUUACGGUUGGCAUCGAUUGGCAUAAAUUACAUUUAUUUAUGUACGAGUUAGUAUCAUGCUCUUGGUAAAGGUGUGUGUGUAUUUAGUCUAUUUUUGAAGAUUGUAAUUGAUUUUACUAUUCGGGUGAAGGUUAGGACAGUAAGUGAAUAGGUUUUAGGAAGUGACCUUGUAAUUUCCUGUGAUGGCACCAUCAGGCGUCGCUCCUUCAUAGACUGCAGGGGAUGGAACAGAAAAAAUUCAACUCACCCAGCAUUUUAAUGCACAGAUCGAGGAAAUGUUUCAAGAGCUCAUAAAGGUCCUGACAAAAAGCAGUCUAUAGAAAUUUUAAGGAAAAUACACGCAACACUAAUAUCAAAACGCUAAUAUUUUAAUUUGAUGUCAGACUAGUAGUUGCUAGCUGUAAGAGUUGUUGGGCGUAUGGGCAGGUGUGAGCUCCAUUUUCCAGGUGUAAUGUCCACAGAGGGGCGCCAAAAGCAAGUUGUUUUCAGCUGUACAGGAAUGCAUAUUUUAUAAACUGUACCAACCCAAACCAUCAUUGGAGUAGAAAUGUAAUGUUAGAGAGAAAGAUGCAACCUCUGAAUCACGCUCGUCACUUAUUAUGAGAACAUGACAACUUCCUGGUAUCAAUGCAGAAUUUGAACCCGGGUCUUCCACCCUACUGACACAACACGCUUCAGGUUGCGCCACGCGGUGAGAUAAUCACACAAUCGAGCCGAUGCAAAAAUGUCUGAUAUGAGAUGCCGCUUGUCAGUGAGUCAGCAUAAAGUGUUUUAACUUUUUGCUAGACUUUGAGUGAAAGAUCUGUGAUUGGUCUCUUUUAAUCAAUAACACUGUCCUAGGUGUUGAACAGAAGUUUAAUGAUACUGUUGUGACAUUUUAAACAGACUUCCAGUUUACAGAUUUAGCACAAAGAUGCUUGCUGUGAGUCUAAUAAUUUGGCCAUGACUGUACUGUGGGGGAUUUGGUAGGUGUGUAGUGAACAAAAAUGUAUAUGUUUUUCUUCCUCUCCGAUUCUCUCCUCUGAUUUUUUUUUUUUUUACAUUUUUUAUCCGUUUCCAUACGGAGGAGAACAAUGAAACAAUGAAUCCACUGCCUGACUUUUCCUGAGGAACAGAUGUUAGGUGCUGAACUGAGAAAUUCAAAGAGAGUGAUAUUUAGAUUAAAUGUUUAAAAGUGAUGCUAUUUUUCAUUGCAACAGGCCAUCAAAGAAAAGGAGUGCAACUGUUGUUACUGCUUCCACUAAGAAUUAUAGGAAAAGUUUUUUUGUUUUUGUAAAAGACUGUGUUUUCAUUUCUUGUUCUGUUGUGAAUGUGAGAAUGGUGUUUAAAGAAGGGCUUAAUCAUGUAUGCUCAAGUGAAAUUAAGAGAAAUAAAACACUACUAGCUCAAGUGUCAAAGCUGACAGAAACUAUGGAGAAAAAAAAAAGAGUUGUCUUGGUUUUGUAAUGGCGUGAUUUGUUUGAUCAGUUUAGUGUUGGUACUGUAUACUGGUAUAUCUGGUUAUUACUGAACUUAAUUUUAUUAUAAAAUUUGUUCUUCCUGUCUAGAAAUGUAGUUGUUUUAACAAGGUCCAGGUCAUAUUUAGGUUCUUUUUAAUUUAGCAUUAAGCUGAAAUAAUACCUCUAAUCACUGUACAGCUCUGGCAAUGCAUCUCGAUGCCUUAUUGUUCUCUACCACAUUUAAUUCAUCAAACUCUAAAACUAUUUUAAAUUAUAGUCAAGAAACCAGUUAAAAGGAAAGAAAAAUAAUAAUGGGAUGUAUUUAUAUUUAUAUUUUUGUAUUUCUCAGCAGUAUGCAUGUCUAUAAACAGAGCAAAACAAAAUGUUGAUGCUUACAAUGAUCAUGAAUAUUACGUUAUUAUUUUGUAGAUUAUGUAGAUCAUGUUAUCAUUUUGUAAUUUUGACUAUUAAAAGGAAAUGGAGCAAUCAUC
Messenger RNA from Myxocyprinus asiaticus (Chinese sucker), 7147 nucleotides. It is a transcript of the gene mazb, whose product is annotated as MYC-associated zinc finger protein b (purine-binding transcription factor). The record is from RefSeq and is a predicted model, not a curated record. The transcript is spliced from 7 exons. NCBI's taxonomy places the organism in Eukaryota, Metazoa, Chordata, Actinopteri, Cypriniformes, Catostomidae. Gene Ontology annotation, cellular component: nucleus. Bases 782 to 2170 code for a protein of 462 amino acids.